AUGCAAGUCCUGCAGCCGCAGGCGUAUGAAGAACAGAUUCGCUCCCUGAUCGAUAUCUGGCGAAAUGUCGGGUGGAUGCCUGAUGCCCGCUCUUCAAACUACAACGGCCGUUCCCAAGGUGGAUCCAAUGCAGACAACGUCUUGGCCGAUGCAUAUGUCAAGGGCGUGCGCGGCGCUGUCAAUUGGGAAGACGGGUAUAAGGCCUUGCUUGCCGAUGCAGAGCACACGCCGCCGAAUUACCCGGUUGAUCCCAUGGCGCCAGACUCUUCGACCCACGAGGGUCGGGGCGCGCUUCCGGAUUGGAUCAGUCUGGGAUAUAUCAGUCCCCGAUUUACUCGCGCCGGCACUCGGGCCGUGGAGUACUCCUGCAACGAUUUUGGCGUGCAUCAAGUAGCAACUGGAUUGAAGAAGAACCAGGACGCGAAAAAAUACCUCAAUCGCUCACGCAACUGGCGCAACCAUUGGGAUCCGGACCAGACCUCGCUGGGAUUCUCCGGGUUCCUCGUGCCGCGCAAUUCCUCCGGUUUUAUUCCCAGUGACCCGUUGGCAAAUGACGGCUACUGGGGCGAUCCAUUCUACGAGGCCAAUUCAUGGGCAUACUCCUGGAACGCCGUGCAUGACAUGAAACAUAUGAUUGAUCUGAUCGGAGGCCCUGAGAGGACGGUCGAUCGGCUGAACACGAUGUUCAUCGACGGCGCCAGUGGAUCGAGCGGGACGAUCUUCGAUCCCACUAACGAACCGUGA
Molecule: messenger RNA, 744 nt
Organism: Penicillium lagena
Lineage: Eukaryota; Fungi; Ascomycota; Eurotiomycetes; Eurotiales; Aspergillaceae
Product: glycosyl hydrolase
Exons: 1
Coding region: 1-744 (247 amino acids)
Biological process (GO): protein deglycosylation; glycoprotein catabolic process; protein quality control for misfolded or incompletely synthesized proteins
Cellular component (GO): cytosol; nucleus
Molecular function (GO): peptide-N4-(N-acetyl-beta-glucosaminyl)asparagine amidase activity
Source: RefSeq, a predicted model, not a curated record